Nomia melanderi (Alkali bee) is the source of this 10215-nucleotide messenger RNA. NCBI's taxonomy places the organism in Eukaryota, Metazoa, Arthropoda, Insecta, Hymenoptera, Halictidae. The record is from RefSeq and is a predicted model, not a curated record.
GUUCUCGUGGGCACCGGUCGUUUCCGAAACUCGUCGAGAUCAGCGAUCGACCUUCGACGAAAAAAAAUCAUCGGUUGAACAACUUCCCACUACGGUGACAGUCAUUUACAUAAAACAGACAAAUAAAAUCUUCCCUCCAAUGCCAUCCCAUUGGUUUCAAUCGUCAGUGAACGAACUCUGUUUUCUUUUUCCUUGAACAUCUGUGAAUGGUGUACUUUGUGGUAUACAUAAACGGAAAACAACUUUUGAAGAACCUGAAAUCAUUUUUAAAGGAACUAAAGAGUUCAUCGAAUUUUUGGAAAUCACUGAAGGACUAUGUUGUUUAUACUAUAGAAUUUUACGUGAUACGUGAAGAAUUCGCGAUUUGAUUAGUAAAUUCAUGAACGAUAAAAAUCGGUAAAAAUUCUGUAAAAAUAUGUUUAUAAUAUUUUCAUUUAACGGAGUAUAUGUAAGGGUCGAUAAAAGGCUUCAUUGUCGCCGAGGGAUCGAAGGAUCUUUGAGUAAUACUAUUUUUCUCUGAUCUCAAGAGUUCGUGAUGUCUCUUUUCAUUGAUUGAAGAUACACAUCAAAAGAACUCUUAUUCCCGACGGAUUCGCCGAAUGCGUAAUAUUGCGGAGCUUCGAUACACCGUCGAAAUUCUUCGGUUUUUUUUUCGUAGGAGCUGAUACUGGACGCCCGUAUGGUGUAACGAUUAUACCCAGCGGAGCGAACUAUCUUCGUAAAGCUUCCGUAAAUGGCGUUUAAUAUUGCGAUGAUUUAUGAAGAGACCAAUCAAGCGAUACUGUAUUUUUUCCCGCUAUAAAUAACUGAGAAGCUGCAGCAAACAAACGACAAAGUUUCGUUACUGACUGAAGAUAGUGCUUAAUUUGGCAGCAUUGAUAAAUUCCAGUGAACGGUUAGCGAUACUUCCAAAUAUCCAAAAAUACCUCGCUGAUUACAUAAAUAAAUCACGAGAUAGUGGUUAAUGAAUAAAUGAAAGAAUACGUGAGAAAUAUUCGAAAAACUUAAACAGUGAACAAGUUCGAUUUCCUUUUGUUUUAUGUAUGAAAAAUAUUCACACGAGACGCAUACGUUAAUAUCGAUUAUUCUAACAAAGUUAAGAAACCAAGGGACAGAAGCUGUUUCUAGAAACCAAGUAACAUAUUCCCACGAGUAGAAUGCUCACGCAAAGGAGCAACUUUUUCCAUCUUUUAAUUAAUUAAAAAGGUCAAGUUCGGCGGGAUAAACUAGAUUGUGAAGAUGGCUGACUGUAUUAUCGUCUCGUAUCACAAUUCCACUAACAAUUUAUUUAUAAAAAUCUCGUUUCACCGUGCAACGAAUAUAAAAGAAUAAACUUAUAAGAAUAUAAAUGAAAAGUUACACUACCAAUAAAUUUCUCAUUCACGCGUAAAGAGAAGAUUAAAUAAUGUUUAAUCAUUAUUAAAUGAUUAAUGAAGAGUUUUUCGACGAUCACAAUAUUUCGACUUCGUGGACCAUCGGUUGACUGACUACGACGGAUAAGAAACGCAUCUAGAACUCGUUGUUCAAUCAUUCGAAUAGCGAUGACCCGGAUCACGGUUGACGAUUAACGCUAAUGGAGCAAUGUGACCGUGAUAACGCGAACGACACCGUUGUUUGCACGUCGCGGCUCAGAAAUAGCGACAAGUGUUCGUCGUUCACGGAACACCGUGGAUCUGAUUAUGACACCGGCGAAGAUGCGAGUGCUCGACACCAGUGAAUCGCGUGUAGACCGAAAUAGUGUUGAAUGCGACGAAUCAAUCUCCGGUGACGAUUAAACGCGUUCCCACCGACUAAUGCCUUCGCGGCAGACGGUUCGACGGAUAAUCGAAGAGCUCAGACAGUUGCGGAUAGACCACGGGAUGAUCGAGUCGUAUCGUUGGAGGUGGGGUUGAAUCGGUAAUUCGAUCGAGGAAUAAUCACUCGGGAAGUUAUUAAGGUGUGAUGAAUGAAAAAGUUGAGAAUUUGUGGGCAACACUUGUAAUUAGUGAAAUUAAAGAUAAAUGUGUAGAAAUUUUGUUUAAAUUCUAUUUAAAUUCGAGUAAUUAACAGAUUAACAUGUGUGACACUAGUGUCGAAGUGAUUUGAUGGAUUAUUGAGGAACGUUCGAAUGAAUUUUUAGUACAGUAGGUUAAAAGCAUGAUAAGAAUCAUUUUAGUUCGUUUCAGUGUAAUGAGUAAUAUAGAUUAUGAAGUAACAGGAAAGAGUAGUAAGUAAAGUAAAAAAAUGUUUAAGAUUAGAUGUACGGUUUCAAAGUUAACGAAUAAAGAAAUUCAGAGUUCGUGUUGUAUUAAUCGAUCAAUGUUCGUUGAAUAUUCGUGUUGUGCCGGAUGUUUGAAGAAGAAGUAAAAAGAAUUUGAGGGAUUGAUAUGAUACAUAGAAAAUUCGUAAUUCGAUGUUUGACAAGUAACAAGCCGAAUCGCAAAGAAAUGUUCUGAAAAGUGUGAACCCGACAGAUCGAUCCGUCAUUGAAUGCGGUUAACCAGACAGUUCUCUGUGUGAAAACAAAUUAAUCGCUGUGACGAUUGUUUACAGCCCACUUGCUCGGUGAAACGAAGAAUCACAUACGUUCGAUUGUUUACCGUGCAAAGAAACGCUAUGUAAAAUCGAAGUAUUCGUUUUAAACUUAAAUAGAAUAAGUGAAAUUUCCAUCAAAACGACAGACAAGAAAGCCGAACGUGAGAUUCGUGGAAUUUUAGUAAAAUUCACAGGAUAUCCUUUGAAACGACCGACGGGCCACUCGAGCGUGAGAUAUAUGAAAUUCUAACUAUAUUUAUAAGGAUUUCAUCGCAAAAGAACGUGAGAGGCAAGAACGAAAUAUGUUGGAUUUUAGCUAGACCAGUGACGUUUUCGUUGAAAAGUUAAACGAGAAAGCGAAACGUGAAAUUGGCGGAAGGGACCGUCGAAAAAUAUACCCGAUAGAUGUGUACAGAUAUCGAUACUUUAAUGGAGAAGAAAGGAUGAACACUUUUCAGUGAGAACCGGUUUCGAUUAAAAAGAAACUAACGCUUCACGGACAAAAGCAAUUUAGUUUACUAGAAACCUGCUCUGGCUUCAUUACUAUAACCCGUGCAGGGACUGUAAUUACCGCAAUUAGUGUCGCGAGAGGAGAUAUUAACAAUUGUUUAGAGACCGUUGAAAGUUCUACUCGACACGUCCUGGAAUCUGUUAAUCGGUUUAAAGGAACUGCUCAAAAUACCUGGGAACUUUGAAUAAUCGAGUGUAGUGGAUUUGACGGUAAUUGCGCCCAGGAUUGUAAAGGUGCAGAUGUCUGUCUUACAUGAUGAGAUUCCGUAAUUUAAUUGAAUUACGCCCGAUACGAUAAAUAAAGCGAUCAGUGUAAUCGGAUUAAUCAUCGCGAGAUGAUCCUUUGAAACGCGCACUGGAAAUAUUCUGAGAGGUUCUAAUGAUGUGAUCGAAUAACAAUCUAUCACGAGUUAACUAUCCGAUGAUUGUUUAUACUAUUUAUUUUGAAGUAAAAUAAUACGAGAAGUAGUUCAACCGAACGACUGUUACGGUAGACGAUAUAAAUUGGUAGAACAAUUGUGGAAGAGAGGAGCCAGCUGCAACGAAUUGAUUAUUGUGACCGUAGAAAUAUGUAUUCGUUCGAAGACGCGAUCGGAGGAGACAUCAGUCACCCGUAGGUGUCACGGGACGUUGGUUACCGCUGACACGUGGACCUGACGGUGCAGACUCGGGGGUCCAUAAUAAACCCGCGCCGCCUUGGCGAUCUUCUAUUAAUAUGUCCCCGAGGAGAACAAUUUCUAUUCGUCGACUGGAGCAGACAAUUUUUCGCGGAGGCGUUCCGCUCGAUGUGAUCUAUUUUCGAGGCCCCGUAUCGAUCCCGAGGCUACCUCGGGCCGGACAGAUUGUUUAGCAACACUUAACGAGCCGUUCGCUGCGGCCCGGUCGAGUCGUGGACGCGCCAGAGGCUAAGGAGAAACCUCAACAGAAACAUUUAUCCGCUGAACCGACAGCGGGACGAGUCUAAUCGAUCCAUCAGCACGCUUCUGUCCGGAUCAAAUUGGUCGGAAUUAAUUUAAUUGCCGGCAACGGUAGACUUUCAAACGUCACGAGUGUCCAUCGACCAAGCUACCCAAAAAUGAAGGUCGUUGCACGCAGUUGCUACCAUCGGGACCAGACGACAGUAAAUAAAUCUUUGGAGCUGUAUCUACCAGAAACGAUCGCAUAAAAAACCGAAAGGGGAUGAACUGAAUUCCUCCGUGGAUAGUUCAACGUAGCAGCUAGUCAGUCGCAGCCCUAGUCACUCUGAUCCUUAAAGGAACAGCCUCCUCUCGUUACCAAGUUCCCAACCCGAAGAUGAUCACGAGAAGCUUGAACUUAUCGUUGGAUCUCGAGGGACCGAUUCAGUCGACCGUGGAAUACAAUCCGGUUGGGGACGAUCCGUUGAUCCUCGCCGCGACAUUUGUCAAUCACACCAACCCUAUCGUCGCGUUCCUCCAGCAAGAGGACUCGUCCACGAGACGAGACCCCCUGUACAUCGUACUGCCGAUCACUGUUAUUUACGCGGUGAUUUUCUUCACCGGGCUGAUCGGGAACGUGUCCACGUGUGUGGUGAUCGCACGUAACAAGUCCAUGCAUACCGCCACCAAUUACUAUUUGUUCAGUCUGGCGAUCUCUGAUUUACUGCUGCUGCUGUCUGGCCUGCCGCAGGAAAUGUACUACAUAUGGUCCCGUUUCCCGUACGUGUUCGGAGAGGCCUUCUGCAUUAUUCAGGGAUUCGCCGCGGAGACGUCGGCGAACGCCACCGUCCUGACUAUCACUGCGUUCACCGUCGAAAGGUAUGUGGCGAUCUGUCACCCUAUCAUCUCGCACACGAUGUCGAAGCUCUCCCGUGCGGUCAAAUUUGUCAUCGUGAUUUGGAUGCUGGCGCUCUGCCUGGCCGUGCCACAGGCGAUCCAGUUCGGGAUCGUUUAUGAGUACAGCAACGGCUCGGCCAUUUUGGACAGCGCUAGAUGCUCGGUGAAAUCGAUCCUAAUCGAGCACGCUUUCCAGAUAUCGACCAUGCUCUUUUUCGUUGUCCCUAUGACAAUCAUCACGGUUCUGUACAUCUUGAUCGGAAUUCAGUUGAGAAGAUCGAGAUUACUCACCGUAACUGUGAAAAGGAAUCAUUUACCGGCCGGAUUGGUCCAUUGUGACAGUGGCAGAGGAAAGAGCGCCGCCCAGAGGAAUGUCAUUCAUAUGUUGGUUGCAGUGGUUGUGGCGUUUUUCAUCUGUUGGGCACCGUUCCAUGCCCAAAGACUGUUGGCUGUCUAUGCGCAGAGCACGAAGGCCGAACCGGAAGACGCGUUAGUGAUAGUUUACACCAUCCUCACGUACGUGUCAGGGGUAUUUUAUUACCUCUCCACGACGGUGAAUCCACUUCUGUACAACAUCAUGUCCAACAAAUUUAGAGAAGCUUUCAAGUCGAUGCUGUCCAAUCGCUGCGGUCGAAAGUCAGUCCCCAGACAGCCAACAUAUAGUAGUCUUUUAAAAUACCCGAGGUCCACGAUCAGGAAGACGGAUGAUCGUCAGAAUUCACCGUCGAUAUCCGUCAGCGACGAUAACCAGAAAAUGACAAGCGUCGGUUGGCCAACGAUGUCCACCGAUUUAAACAGUCUGCCAAAGGAACAAGAAAAUCGACAGGUUACGAAGGUGAGUAGGAUUCACGGCCACGAGUACGAGAGGACCGUGUCCAGAAGAUCAAAUUUUAGUCAACUCAUGUUGAUGACUUCAAUCAGCAAGAAUUUCAACGAGGGUAACAACAACGUCGGCAUGUCCUGCGUCAACGAGUGCCUGCUGAAGAUUCAGCGACCACCGAGGACUGCCACUUUUGAAAUUCUCGCCGUAAGAUUGAGGCAAGGCACGAAAGGUCUCUUCUCGUUGCAGCCAAAAAUCACCAGCAACUCUUCAACGAAACCGGAAACUGCGACCGCGUUGCCCCGGCUUCAAAGCCACCCGAUCACUGAGAGAAUCAGCAAUUCCAGUUUGCAAGAUCUUGAUGAGACCAAGUUCACCGGCACAGUAUUGGCGCAGUAGUUGGAUAGAGUGAAUUACGAUGUAAUCACUUGAAUGCCUCUUCCCGGCGAACUAUGUCUGACUACUGUUCUCCAGCAAAACUUCUCCGUUUCUAUGCUUAAUCUCUCAACCGUCACCUGCAGAACUGGAAUUCAAUUCUUCCUAGUGAAAAGACGUUCUAAGUAUAUUACAGUGGAACCUCGAUUAUUCAAUCCUUGAUUAUCCGAACUCUCAAUUAUUCCAACAAGUGAUACAUUAAUUUUCAUUUGUUUUACUAAUAAAUUGUCCGAAGAAUUUGACUAUCCGGACCAUCCUGUUCCAAUUAGUUCGGAUAAUUGAGGUUCUACAGUAUACUGUCCUCACAGCAAGCCACGAAGCUCGACCGCCAAACAAUUGUAAUAUGAUACGUUGUUCAAUGGUGGUAGAUAUCGGUAAGACAAUAUUAAUGCAAGGAUAAAACUUUUUUAUAAGGGUCUCUUUUGUAAAUGAAACUUUUGUUAACACAUUUGUGAGACUUUUCUGAUUAAAACAAGACCAGACAUGGCACACUUUUAAUCACAAUUUACUAAAAGAAAAUAAAUUAUUAUAAUUUAUUAAAUAAGCAAAUAUAUUCCAACAUAUAUCUUGUUCGUCUUCGUUUUAAUCACAGAAACCUCACAAUUUAAUUGAUAAAAGUUUCAGCCAAUAAAAGUGAAAAAUAAGAAAGUUUAACGUUGCAUUGUGUCCCCUCAUUCAUCUGUUUAUUUUGAUCGUUCCGAAGUUCCGAUCUCUUGUUCUUUCAUUCGCCCCAUCUUUUUCUACAAGAAGACAAACAGAGGAGCCCGACUCGGAUCUUAUCUUGACUUGGAAUAAACACCACUGCGCGAUUAGUGCCCGAUUGCAGUCCCGACUAUCGGGUAUUAAUCGCGAGAAUACUGUACCGCCCGUUGCAGCAAACCUGGCACUCGUAACGUCAUAGGAAGGGAGACAGUCGCAUCGAGAAAUCCAAUUCUGAGUUCGGAAACAGUUCUUAGCGCUCUCAAUCAAAUUAACAGAUUAGUAUGCGUGAGCAUCUCAGUGAAUCAUAUGCCGGAAUCGAAAAUCUGUGUGUGCAAGGCGUGCGUCUUCGAAUCUGGCCAUUCAGACAAGAGUGCCAGGUUCGUUGCAAUAGACGGUACUGUACUCAUACUAUGUAUCCCUUCCUCUGUUUUUCUUUCUUUUUCGAUGGAAGAAGGAACCUGUAACGAAUUUUUCUAAUUUAAGUCGCGAAAUUUGCGCAAACAUCGAUGUAAAUAGUCCUAUUUAAUAGUAGCGAUAAGUGUGAACACGUAACAUUAUGGUGCAUUUAACGAAUUUCAAGUGACUUGCUUCUUCUCUCGAGGAUUGACAAUAAAUGUGCUACUGUUCAUAAUUAUUCGAUCGAUUCGUAUGUAUGUAUUAUACCAUUUUCAUCUUAAAAUGGUUUACUUUCAACAAUAAUUCGACUGAGUACCGAUUGAAGUUAACGUCAGUGUUUGAAUAAAAUAUUAAGAUGUAUGUUACUUGCUCCUUCUUGCGAAACGGCUAAUAUGUUGACUGGUAAUAUUCAUACGUUUAAUAUUUGUUAUUAUCAAUAUAAUGAUUCACGUGCUGAUUCAGGAAUUUAAUGUUUAAAUCAUUAUGCUGGUACUAAUUACGUGCAAGGAACUGUGAAAAUAAGGCAAUUUGCGCACGGAAAUGCAUUACAAAUGACAGGAUACGAUUAUAACUAUAGAAAAAUAACGCAGUAAGAUAUAUACACAUAACAUCACUUGUCACUUCAUUUCGCCACAGUACUAAAUUAAAAUUACUAUUCUUUACCAAUUCUUUCCUCACAAGAACUAUAUCAUAAUAAUGUGAUUAAAUAAAUACUAAGUCCUUUUUAUUUAGUUGAAAUAAUAAGGGUUCUAAUAGUUUUUAAACAAGUGCAUUUGCUUUUGAGUUUGUAAAAAAUAUUAUUGAUAAAUGACAAGUAUUACUGAAAAUAAUAUAACCGUCAAAGUGUUAAAAUUGGAAAAGGACUAAUUUUAUGAUAUCGUAGACUACGUAGUUGCUAGAAUUUAAGAAAAUAAAUACGUGGUGAUAAUCAGCAGCUGAAUAUGUUCCAAUAAAUACGUUAAUAUGUUCGAAUAGUUACGAACACUUAGCACUAUACCAGUUGUAAUAACGCGCAAUCCUUGCCAGCGGAAGCAUUUUAAUUUAAUUGUUCAUUGCAUUUUCAGUCAUCGGUUCCAUUGAAAACAGUCGAAUUUAAUUUGAUUUAGGAAAAUCAAAUUAAAACGAUGGCGUCAAUCAAGAAAUAGCGAUUAAGACUUUACAUUAAAAGAACUCUCAGUUCUGAAUAGAUUUGACAGUACUAUCAGAAAUAUCAACAAUGAAAAUGACAGUUUAAGCAUAUACAUAUUCCUUUUACAAUGAUCGACAAAGAAAGUACUUACCUUAUACAGGGUGUUUCAUAAAGUGUAAUCAUAAUUAUAUAAACAAAAGCGGCCCGUAAAAAUAACGGAGGCUUGUAUAAAGAAAUGCUUCAUUAUGCGAUCACAAACGAAAAUGCUGAGUGUCCAAUGAAUACAUGAUUGAAUUCACUGCAUUUAGAAUUUGUCAUACACGAACAUUAUCAUUAAAGCGAUUCUUACAACUGCGCUUCUUAAUAAAACAGCGUCUACUGAAAAUUUCCAACGAACUUUUUGCCAAGAACGUUUAAACCAGGAGUGUCCAACCUUUUAGAUUCCCUAGGACUCAGUGGAAGAAGAGUUGUUACAAAUCGCAUAUAAAUUAACCCUUAGUAAUUGACAAUUUUCUAUUAACUUUUUGCAGAUGAGACUGUCUUAACCAGAUAGCUGUUGCGACCCCUUUGAAAAGUAUAUACCUUAUUAUAGUAUGUUUACGUGUUCAUGUCUACAAAUCAUUUUUUCAAAAAUUUCCAUUGAAGUAAUGUAUACCUACAAAAUUAGUUGUUCCAAAAAUGUAUAUUUCCUUAACCAGUUAGCUGUUUUUGGACGAGUAUACUCGUCAUAACAAAAAACUUUGCCAUUUCUUCAUGAUGAGUAUGUUUGUCAAAACCAGCUAACUGGUGAAACUUCUAACAUUCCUUUUCAUGAAAAUCUAAAUUAUGCUUCAAAGUAUUAAACACUGAAAGAAAAGGAACCACAUGCUAGUCUCUCGUUAGUUGAAUAAUUAAAUUAUUCAUUUGUAGCAAAGGGUUAAUAACAUGUUUAACUUGUAUUUGUAGUAUUGUUAAGCUUAUGAUUCUUUGUGGAACCGCAUUUACAACCGUCUUGAACCGCGAGUUGGGCAAGCUUGGUUUAAACAAUAAAUGUGCAUUGUAAAGUGACGAAUUAGGAAACACAUCUCGGUACGUGAAUGUUUUUUAUGAUUUCCACAUGUAAAAAGCAUAUUCGAGGAAACGUCUCGUGUGUGACGAGAUCAACCGGCAACAGAAGAGAUCAUUCAAGAAACAUUUUCUCGUGAACAUAUAUUUAUUUUUAUACUUGCGACAUAUAGCUCCACCUUCACCGUUCGUUUGUCGAAUCGAACAGAUCUAGCGUAACAUUUGUAUCAUUAUGAUAACAUGUAGAAGAUGUGCGAGUGUCGUGUGAAAAAUAAUAAAAAAAGAAGGGAUCGAUGGUGUUAGUUUUUUAUUAGAAAGUUCCUUGGAAAAUUUGUGUAUCGCGUGUAUCAUGUCAUGUUAUAAUGUCGAGGAAUUCCGUUUUCAGAAGUCGGUCUUGGGUCGUUUAGCGAGGUAUGCCUUGAUGUUGGGCAGCGCCUUCACUUUCUCGGUCAGCUUCUUCAGUUCAGGGUGGUCCUUGUUGAAGUCGUGGCCUACAUAAGCGGAUAGGAAUUCUGUGUACGCGGUGUAUAGGAGGUCUGCCCAGGUCAACUGAAAAAGAAAUGAUAAUUGAACUUUAUGCAAACUUCAAAUUUUUCGGAACAAUUUAAAGAAACAAAGAUUAACCUUUUAGCUACGGUAAGAUUAGCAGCGAAGCUACAUGUCUGUACGGCAAAGUUUGACGCGGUUUGCAUAUCACAAAUGUAACACUGGGAUUUGAAACCGAUAGAAUUUUCCAUUGUGCAAUUACGUUAGAUUAGACUGUAAUGUGCACAACCAUCGAUGGCAGAGUAAGAAUUGUGCCAUAUCGUUAAAAAAAAUGAUAUACACGAUAGUCACUAUAGUGACAUACAGUAGCUAAGAAGUUAACUGAA